UGUUUCUUUUUUCAUGCGAUGCAGCAGACUGAGCGAGGAGAAGGCGGUGAGAAAAGCUGCCUGCAGAGAGGACACGGGGAGAAUAAUCAUGUCCGCCUCCUGGAAGCAGCUCCUGUUUCAGGUCCUCCUGCUUCUCGCCUCCUGCAGACACAUCGAUACAAAGACGCCACGUCCAACGCCCCCCCCGCCGGUCCCCAUCGGAUCCCUGCCCACAGACGAAAGGAGCGUAGUUUUGAAAGGCAAAAGUCAAACGGAGACGGUUGAAGUGUUGAAUCCUGUGGACCUGGCGCUGACGUGUACCUGGACGGGUGAUCAGAACAAACGACCCAACGUCACUGGGUUCUGGAGCAAAGAUGGGGAGGAGGUGGAGAACAGUCGUGUCACCGUGCAGCUGGAGGCGGAUCAAUAUAAGCUCACGCGGGUGUUCAGCAUCGUCAGUGAAGAGAGCCUCGGAACUUACUCGUGCUUUUUUGGAAGUGAAGCAAAGAUAGAGUUUAUUUUGGCUGCUCCACAGGUCGGCGAGGCGCGGGAUAAACCCAUCGUCAGCUACGUGGGGGACUCUGUGGUGGUCGCGUGUAAGAUGGAGGAAAACAAACCCAAACCCAGCACCUGGAACUGGUACAAAGCCAACGGCACGGACAUGGAGCAGAUCUUGGGUGUCGGGGAGGCUCCUCACUAUGUGAUCAGGAACGAAGAGAGGAAGACCAAACUGGUGGUGCAAAACCUGACGGAGGCCGACGGAGGCCUGUACUACUGCGGCGCGGUGUACACCAUCAGCACCACCAUGGGCCACGUGGAGCUCAGGGUCAUCAGCUUCCAGGAGCCCCUGAAGCCCUUCGUCGCCAUCGUGAUCGAAGUGAUCGUCCUGGUCGCCGCCAUUCUGCUCUACGAGAGAAGUGGGUCCAAGAAAACCUCCGCAGCAGGAAACGCUGACCAACCAAAUGCAACGACUCAGGAGCUGGAUAACAACGGACCAGAGGAGCGUUCCGCAACGAGGCAGCGGAAAAUUUGAAAAUCGCAAAGUCAAAGCUCAAGUUUUGAUGCAUCUCCAUUGUUUUUGUGUAACCAAAUCCCAGCAGCCGUUGUAUUAGUGUGUUCACAAAAAAAACGAGGCGCAAUAGGCACCGCUUAAUAGUCGGCAGCGCUGCCGUGGCAACCCGGAAGCGCAUUAACCUUUUAGUCUCGAAGGCUUCAUUCAGACACAUCCUGUGCAAAACCUGUCACGCGCCACCACUCUCGGAGAGGAAGUGGCUGGCACUUCUAUAGACAGGUCUUUCACAUCAUGUGUGCCAACGCUUAUAGUGUUGAUCCAUCAAGUUCGUUUGUCACCUCGAUCGCGAACCGUAUCUGUAGUAGUCAUCUCUCACCUGCUAAUAAUAAAAAAUCUGAAAUAACUGCCGUUUGGGUUAGUCAACAUAAAGGGGAACCUCCACAGACUUCAUGCCAUAAAGUCCGCUCACAGGCCUCGUUAAGAACUACGGCACGUGAGGAACGGGGCAGAGAGACCAGCAGGAAGAAUGUGCAGAAUAAAAAGAUGCAUCUGAAUCUGC
Pungitius pungitius (ninespine stickleback) is the source of this 1550-nucleotide messenger RNA. RefSeq names its product embigin (gene emb). The coding region runs from base 14 to 1012 and encodes 332 amino acids. Gene Ontology annotation, biological process: cell-cell adhesion. Gene Ontology annotation, molecular function: cell adhesion molecule binding. NCBI's taxonomy places the organism in Eukaryota, Metazoa, Chordata, Actinopteri, Perciformes, Gasterosteidae. The record is from RefSeq and is a predicted model, not a curated record. The transcript is spliced from 9 exons. Gene Ontology annotation, cellular component: plasma membrane; cell-cell junction.